This is a messenger RNA of Mytilus californianus (California mussel), 4960 nucleotides long. Its product is annotated as plexin-B1-like. Gene Ontology annotation, molecular function: protein binding; semaphorin receptor activity. The record is from RefSeq and is a predicted model, not a curated record. NCBI's taxonomy places the organism in Eukaryota, Metazoa, Mollusca, Bivalvia, Mytilida, Mytilidae. The coding region runs from base 244 to 4944 and encodes 1566 amino acids. The transcript is spliced from 30 exons. Gene Ontology annotation, cellular component: semaphorin receptor complex. Gene Ontology annotation, biological process: regulation of cell migration; semaphorin-plexin signaling pathway involved in axon guidance.
GUUUAUUAGUGUAAACAGGGAAGUAUUUAGCAUGCCCUUUCAUCAGGAAAUUUCUUGCGACAUGAUAAAUAUCGAUCUUGAUAUGGAGUUUAUCGUUCAAAAUCGUUCUCAAACAUAAAGGUUGAUUGCUGUUCUCCAGAUUCGAAAAUUUGGAUCACGUUUGCCUAGGAGGAAGCAGAUCAAACACGAAGAGUUUAAUGAACAGUCUAUCAUCUACACACUGAAAAAUUUAUUAUUUUUAUUAUGGGCUUCAAUAGGAAAGUAUCGUUUUGUUUUAUAUUGUACAUUAUUGCCAUUGCGGUUGAAAUUACAUUGAGCCAAACUAGCACAGAAACUAAGAUUUCUACAUUACGACAAAUGAUCGUUUCAAAUGAAACAAUAUAUGUAGGAGGUGUUGGCGGUAUUGUGUCUCUUCAUAGAGAAAACAUGACGGAAAAGUCAUUUAACACUAAUAAUUCAACCGUUUGGUUACUGUUAUAUGAUGAGGAAAAUGAAGAAAUUAUACAGUGUAACCAAAAUAAUAUUAACGUAAGCCAUUGUUCGAAACUGGAUAUAAAUUUACAGAUGACUGGAAUCGAAAGCAGCGAUAUGUCGGUCGAUAUACAAUACCUUCUUACCUACAGUAUGAUCUAUGUAAAAGAAGUAAAAAAAAGCAUUGUUGUAAUCGGUACGAACUCUGCAAAUGUACUGAACACAUCGUACGGAAUUUUGUCUUUUAAUUCGAUAAAUUUUACCUUGUUCAAUACGGAACCAUAUCAAAAAGGACCAAUGAAUAUUGAACGCGCUGGUGAAGAAAAUUUAAGACUUGUUUUCCAAGCAUCUUUUUACCGUGCAUCACAUUUUUAUUUCUUUUUUCAAGUGCAUGCAAAUAAUCAGUUGGAAUCUUCAAGGAUAGGCAAACUUUGUCUGAAGUACGAAAACGAUAACAAUAAAACUGGCUACUACCAUUCCUAUGAAGAUAUGAAUAUUACGUGUAUAUAUGAUGGAUUUACCUUAACAAAGGUUGAAAAUGUUAUAGAUGAAGGCGGAUUCGCGAUAUUUUUGUUCCUUUAUAAUAAUCGUAGUGUUAUCUGUGCACGUUCAUGGGCCAACAUAUCAGUAGAUUAUUUAGAAUCCAGGAAGUUGCAGUUACUAUGCAAAUACUCUGUUAAAAAAGAUGAUGGGGAAUAUUUCCAAACAGACACUGAGCUUGAUACCUCUACCUAUUGCUUUGUAAAUGAAACCUAUUGCGAUAAGGGUGAUGUUUGUAAAGAACUGGAAGGCGACUUUUGUAAAUUAAAAUAUUAUCAUACUCUAGUCGGUGGGAAGGGAAUUGAAAAUAUGGACAGCUUCUACGACAUCAACAAAACAAUUACAGCUAUGGACAUAUUUCAGACCAGCAAUUACUCGGUAUUAUAUUUUGGAACAAUAGAUGGCGAACUUGGCAGGGUUUAUUUACAACUUGGUGGAGAACAUGAAAACUUUACAACAGAGCUUGUGUCUGUAGCCAAUUCGACGAUUAUUAAUAUUAAGGUUGAAAAGGACAGUGUAUAUUUUAUAACUGAAAAGAAGAUAGGUCAAAUUGAUAUCAACGAUUGUUCAAUACACAAGGACUGUGAAUCUUGUAUGAAUUCCUUUAAUUCAUCUUGUGGAUGGGAAUAUCAUGAAAACAUGUGUAAUACCAACAACUCAAAUUCAUCGGUGUGGAUUCCAUCAGAGAAAGGAAACUGCAUACAUUUCAGCAAUAUACCUGACCAUAUAAAGAUCAACACUACGGGCAACACCAACAUACAGUUUCAAACAUUCCCUCCUAAAUCAGUUGAGGGUGAAGAAAACGUCACCUGUAGAAUAUAUGGAAGAGAUGGGGAUGGUGAUGAAAACAUCACACGUAGAAUAGAUGGAAGAGAAGGGAAUGUUAGUAUUAACACUGAUGGAAAUUCGUCGUGUCAAAUUGACAUCAAAAAUUUAACGACCGGUUGGUAUAUAUUUGAAAUAAUUUAUACGGAAGUUAUUAUUGGAAAUGCCACGAUCGAAUUUUACAAGUGUCAGGAUUUAAAAACAUGUAUGAAAUGUCGAAAAAGGUAUUAUAUUUGUGAAAGCUGUGAUCCAAUAAUUUUUUUACGGGAUGAACCUGAAAGCGAAUUUACAAUUCAGGAAGAAAAGACAUGUCCCCAAUUGGAUAGAAAUUUCACGUUACAGUUGCAUGCUAACCAAUUUGAAAAUAUAACCAUUUACUUAAUAGAAGUUGAAAGUAAUUUAAUUGAUAAUCUGACUUCAUCAAACUUCACAUGUGAAAUAGGACAACAUAAUAGUGUUGUGCAGAAUAUACAGAAUGUGGAGGUACGGUGGGAUAGGAAUUCUACAAACGUGUCAUGUACAUGUAUAGGGGUAAAGCUGAAUGAAUCAGAAAUGCCCUAUGAUAUCAGGUUGAAAUACAGUAAUAUGUAUUUCGAUAAUGAGGUGACUCUAUUUGUAUACACAUGCGGUAGUUUCUUGAACUACAGUGUCUGUAACAACUCAUAUUCCGUCCAGCGUUAUGAAUGUGAAUGGAGAAACAGUAGAUGCUGUUUUAUAGGAUCCGAACCAUGCUGUCGAAAUAAUGGCGAUAUCACAAUAACAGAGAUUUACCCUAUAAGUGGACCAGUUAAUGGAGGAACAUCAAUUAUUGUAUCUGCAAAUUACGAAGGAAAUAGCACAGAUGAAAUUUUCCUUUCCAUUGAUGAAGCUGAAUGCACCGGAGUUAUAGUGAAAGAUCAAGAUAAUUGGUUCAGUUGCAAAACUGGAAAAGAAAUUGUACCGAAUAAUGACACAAUAAACAUGUCCGUUGGCAAUUGUCCAAGCACUAUAGUGAAUAAUACAUAUUUUACAUACAAGGACCCAGGCGUCAUCAAUAACUUUUAUCCUAGGAAGGGAAUCUUAGCUGGAAGUACAAUCAUUACCAUAACAGGCCAAACUAAUACGUUUGAAGGACAAGACCGAUACAACAUAUCUUUAUGUGAUAAAGAUAACGUUACAUGCAUAGAAUGCAGCAUUCUUGAUAGUCUUAAUUUGCAUGAUUCCAAAAUAAUGUGCAAAACUAGGGAAUCAAAUGAAACUCGUAACUUGACAAAGCUGGUAGUUGUUAUAGAUACUUUGACAACAUUACAACUGAAUGGAACAUUUCAGUAUUUACCGGAUCCAACAUUUGAUAUAUCGAAUGGGACUUUAAAAGCUUUAGAGAGUGGAGGCGCUGAAUUUAAAAUCAAUGGUGCUGGUUUUAAUAACGUUGGACAAAUAACUGUCGAGAGAGUGGAUGAGCCUUGUAAAGUACCUUCUGAUAAGCAAGCUGUUUGCCAAACACCUGAAAAAUUACUAAAUCAGACAAAUGUCCAAACUGUUAUUGUUAAUUUUGACGGAAUAGCACGUGCUUUUAAAGUUAAUUAUGUUGAUGAUCCUUCUUUCGAAAGGUUCGAUGGUGUAGUUGAUUAUGACAAGGAAUUUCCCAUUACAAUCAAGGGUAAAAAUAUCUUAAAUGGAGCUGGAAUCGGAGAUUACAACAUACAAGUUGGUUUGGACGGAAAAUGCCUCAUAUCUGAAUCUGACAUAACAAUGACUUAUAUUAAUUGUUUUCCACCAAAAAACGUUCCUCGAACAAAUAAGUCAGAAGUAAAUACAGUUCAUGUAAUUGUUGAGGUUGGUAGGAUAAAGGUUUAUAUUGGCGACUUACAGUACCAGGAAGACGUAAAAAUAUUAGCUAUUAUAGUUGGUGUGUUAGCCGCUGCAUUACUUAUUGCUGUUAUCAUUGGCAUACUUGCUGUUCUUGUAUUAAGAAAGAAAAAGAAAAAAGCUAUCAAGGAAUUCAAAAUGGAACUAAUGACACGCGAAGAAAUGGUACGAAAAGCUAGCAGAGAAGAAUUCGCAGAUGCUCAGAUGACAAUGAGAAGUAUAAAAUCUGACCUUUUCACCUCAAAGGUACCAUUUUGUGACUACAAGACGUAUGUUCUUCGUCAACUCUUUCCAAACCAAGAUAUAACAACCAAUCCUUUACUCCACGGUUUAGAGAUAUCGGAUGAAAAAAAAGACGGAACUAAGACUGCGAUUGACAAUUUUAAAAUGUUAUUGUCGAAUAAACUUUUCCUGAAGUCAUUAGUCCAGACAUUUGACCGUCCAAAUACGCUGACAAUUCAAGAAAAAGCACAUUUUUCAUCCGUUCUGUCAAUUUCAUUGAUGGGAAAUAUGACACUCUUCUUCGAUUUGAUAGAUUGCCUGAUGGUAGAUAUGAUUCGGUCAGCUACUAAAAAGCAACACAAAGUUUUAUUUAGAAGGUUUGAAUCUAUUUCCCUGAGAUUGAUGGCAAACUGGUUACAGAUUGGACUUUAUGGGCAGUUAACGUCAAAUUGUGGAAUGCAACUGUUCAUGCUGUACAAAGCAGUGAAGACAAUUGUUGAAAUGGCACCAGUAGAUGCACUCACUUCUAAUUCAAAGAACACUAUCGCAGAGGAAAAACUACUUAAAAUGAGGAUUGAGCAUCAAUCUUUUACAUUGCAAAUAGAUUUGAAUGGAAAUAUUGACCAGCGUUAUCCUGUUAAAGUUCUUGACUGUGAUACCAUAUCACAGGUGAAACAGAAAUGUUGUGAACAGAUUUAUAAGAAUAAACCUUCUUCAAAGAUACCACACAAUAAUGAACUUUCUUUAGAGUGGCAAGAAGGGAGAGCUGGAAAACUUACACUGAAUGACAUUGAUAACACUAGUGAAAAGAACAAUGGAUUGGUAUGUCUGAAUACCCUUAAACAUUAUAUGGUUACAGACAACAGUAGAAUGGCUCUGAUAUACAAGCAACAUGACGACCAGACUGUCAACGUGAAUCCGACAGCGUACCAAGAGGAAAGCCUUAUGUCAGAGGAUAUUACUUUACUCAUGCCGGAUAACGUCGAAUGUGCGGAAGAAGAAGGCCAAAAAUGGCACCUGGUAAGUAAAUUUAUUUAAUAUUUCUUAUGUGUGU